CGUCCCGAAUUAACCGACCUUUAAAUGGUGCAAAGCAGUUUCCGCAAGAUCAGGAGUAAAUAAGCCACACAAGUGAUGAAAACAUGGAAAGAACUCUAAAGACCAAAAGUGGAUUUUCUUUCUUUCUUGCGGUACUCUCUCUUUCUUCCACACAUAGCGUAGACAUAACCAUUGUUUCGUUUCUUUUUUCCCUUUUCCUUUUUUGGCUUCCCAUCUUUGAGGAAGAACCAUCUACAGCCACCAGAAAAAUAAAACACACACACAGACAUACCCUUUUGUCUUUAUGGACAAGACAUCAUGAAGAAACCUCGAAAUGGCUCCUUAAUAAUUGAUGCCAUUAGAUGCCAAAAGAACAAUGAUAAUAGCAGCAGCAGCAGUAAUAAAAAUAACAAGAAUAAUAGGAGAAGCUUCUACGAGCUAUCUUUGUCAUUGAUGCUCUUACUUUGGUGUCUUGUCUUGUUGUUUUAUACUAGACUUGGCCUUAGCCAUGAAAAUGAAGGGAAUUUGGCUCUUUAUAACAGAAGCGUACCUUGCCGUAGCACUUUAAAAGAUAAGCUUUCUGAUGAUGCACAGUCAUACAUUUCAAAUAUAAGUCACAAUAAUACAAAUGGAGUGCUGUUGGAGCUUAAUCUGACUUCCAGUUGUAACAAAUCUACAGUUCAGAUUAACUUUGCAAAUCAGAAGUACUCGAUUUCAGAGACUGAUAGGAUAGAAGAAGUAAUCUGGAGUUUUUUAGGUUACAGAUCUUUAGUUUGUAAAACACAAAAUCCUGAAGAAUGGAAGAUUGGUAGGCCAGAAGCACUACCUGGUGAGAGAUCUCAUCAUUCUACUUAUCUUAAUCUAGAUGAGUUUCGGAACAUAACGAGACAAGAGAAAGGCCAACAAAUUCCUAAUCAGCUUGUUAACAUCACCCAUCGACUUGAACCUGAUGGAAAAGAGUACAACUAUGCCUCUGCAAUGAAGGGUGCAAAGGUUGUUGCACAUAAUAAGGAAGCAAAAGGAGCUGGUAAUAUCCUUGGAAAGGACAAAGAUAAAUACCUAAGAAAUCCUUGUUCUGUUGGAGGAAAGUUUGUUGUGAUUGAACUUUCUGAGGAGACAUUGGUUGAUGUUGUCAAGAUUGCAAAUUUUGAGCAUUAUUCUUCUAAUUUCAAGGGCUUUAACUUGUCUGGAAGUUUAAAUUAUCCUACUGAAACAUGGGAACUACUGGGUAAUUUUAAUGCUGCAAAUGUCAAGCAUAGUCAAAGUUUUAAGUUACCAGAACCCAAAUGGGUGAGGUACUUGAAGUUGGAUCUACUUAGUCAUUAUGGCUCUGAAUUUUACUGCACAUUGAGUGUUGUUGAGGUAUAUGGAGUAGAUGCAGUCGAGCGAAUGCUUGAAGAUCUCUUAGUAUCUCCUGAAGAAACUAAUCCUAAUAAAUCGCCAAAGCUCAUUACAACUGCAGGACCACCUUCAAAACCAGAACUGAAUCCUACUGAUGAGAAAAGAAAUGGCAAAGUCCAAAAUGGGACUGAUAUUAAUGCUGCUAUGGUGACAAGAAAUGUCUCCAAUGCUCAACAAACAUUUACAACAAAAAGCCCUGUGACUACAAGCAAGAUCCCAGAUCCUGCAACUGAAGUUAGACAGCAGCCAGUUAGCAGAAUACCUGGUGAUACUGUUCUAAAGAUCUUGCUGCAGAAGGUGAGAUCACUUGAGGUAAACUUAUCUGUGUUGGAAGAGUAUAUAAAAGAAAUGAAUAGAAGGCAAGGAGAUAUUCUGCCCGACUUAGAGAAAGAGCUAUCAAGAAUAUCAUUGCUUUUGGAGAAUAGAAAAGCAGAACUUAAUGCUGUCAUGGAAUGGAAGGAAAAUAUGGAUAAAGGGCUCAUGAACUUUGAGUCAUGGAAAGAUGAUGUCUCGUCUCGAAUGGAUGCAUUGGUCAGAGAAAACAUCAUGCUAAGAUUAGAUGUUGAAAAGUUAGUGAAUGAUCAAGCGAAUCUAGAGAGCAAGGAGCUAGCAGUAAUAGCAGUGAGUCUUUUUUUCAUGUGUUUUGCAACUAUCAAGCUAGUUUCAUCAAGUGUUCUAAAAUUUUUAGGAGCUUCUGAAUCAGAUAAGGUAUGCAGGACAAGUAGAGGUUGGGUUAUGAUAUUUGUUAGCAGCACUAUGACAAUAUUCAUCACCCUCCUCUCUAGCUAGCUACUCCUCUCCUUUCUUUCUGUGAAUCUAUGCCAAAAAGUUACACUACUUGUAAAACUGCACUGUAUCAAUAUUCAUCAACUUGCUCUCUAUCCAUUUUAGCUCUAGAAAAUCAUUAACUUGUAUCUUUUUUUCUUAUUUAUUUGUUUAUUAAUAUUAUAGAGAAAUUAUUUCACAACACAUCAUUUUUUCCCCCCUUCUUUUGUAGUUAAUUGAUUCUCACUUUUAUCCUAA
Molecule: messenger RNA, 2403 nt
Organism: Ricinus communis (castor bean)
Lineage: Eukaryota; Viridiplantae; Streptophyta; Magnoliopsida; Malpighiales; Euphorbiaceae
Product: SUN domain-containing protein 5
Exons: 4
Coding region: 298-2169 (623 amino acids)
Biological process (GO): protein folding in endoplasmic reticulum
Cellular component (GO): cytoplasm; membrane
Source: RefSeq, a predicted model, not a curated record